AUGAUGAAUCAGUUUUGCGAGUUAACCGGAACGUCGAUAACCACGGCAGGGAGAUAUUUGGAAUCUGGUAAUUAUGAUAUAGCAAGAGCUGUUGAUCUUUACUACUCGAAACAUCCUGGUGAGAAACAUGAUUCUGUUGAUCCGAAAUUGGUUGCUAUCUUUGACAGUUACAAGGAUAGCAAUAAUCCCGAUAUAAUUGAUAUAGAUGGUACUAUAAGGUAUCUUGAAGAUUUGAAGAUUGAUCCAGAUGAUCCCAAAUCAUUGACAUUGGCAUUUUUGUUGAAGGCGCCUAAAGUUGGGGAAUUCCAACGAGAUUCGUUUAUUAAUAGCUGGCAGUUUUACAAUAUUACUUCACUAAAAGAGAUGUCUCAAUUUGUUGCUAAUUUCCAUAGGGACAUUUUACAAGGCGUGAAUCUCAAAGAUAUCGAUGGUGAGCCUGUAACUUUUAAAAGAUUAUACAAUUUUACAUUCCGUUUCCUCCUUGAAGCGGAAAAUCAGAAGGUGUUGGAUGUUGCCCUUGCCGUUAGCUACUGGCAAUUGUUGCUUCCUUUGGUCCCUGGUUUUCCCAAUGGCAAUGAAAGUCUACGAUCUAAGAUCAAUGAAAGAAUAUCAAAUUGGUUUGAUUAUUUAAACGCAAAACCAAAAAAGGUAAUAUCGUUUGAUACUUGGUCGAUGUUUUUGCCGUUUUUUCAAGAGGUAAUAAUUACUGAUCCUUACAAAUUAUCCAACUAUGAUGAAAUGGCGGCAUGGCCAAGUAAAAUCGACGAAUAUGUUGAAUAUUUAUAUGAUAACAAUUUCCUACUGUAG
Molecule: messenger RNA, 807 nt
Organism: Lodderomyces oxycetoniae
Lineage: Eukaryota; Fungi; Ascomycota; Pichiomycetes; Serinales; Debaryomycetaceae
Product: NEDD8 ligase
Exons: 2
Coding region: 1-807 (268 amino acids)
Biological process (GO): protein neddylation
Cellular component (GO): ubiquitin ligase complex
Molecular function (GO): cullin family protein binding; ubiquitin-like protein binding; ubiquitin conjugating enzyme binding
Source: RefSeq, a predicted model, not a curated record